AUGGGGGGAGGGGUGGGGGCACUGGCUCAUCAGUGUGAGGACAAGUGUGGAAACAGUUUUGCUGAAUUUAGUACCCUUCUAAAACACCAGCGUAUUCACACAGGAGAGAAACCGUAUAACUGCACUGAGUGUGGAAAGAGUUUUAUUCAAAGUAGUGACCUUAAAGUACACCAGCGUGUUCACACUGGAGAGAAGCCGUAUCACUGCUUAGAGUGUGGAAAGAGUUUUGCUAUACAGGGUAAUCUCCAACGACACCAGCGCAUUCAUACAGGAGAGAAGCCAUAUCACUGCUCAGAGUGUGGGAAGAGUUUUACUACGCAGAGUCAUCUCCAAGGACACCAGCGCAUUCAUACAGGAGAGAAGCCAUAUCACUGCUCAGAGUGUGGAAAGAAUUUUACUAUGCAGAGUCAUCUCAAACAACACCAGCACAUUCACACAGGAGAGAAACCAUAUUACUGCUUAGAUUGUGGAAAUAAUUUUACUGUGCAGAGUAAUCUCAAACUACACCAGCGUAUUCACACAGGAGAGAAGCCAUAUCACUGCUCAGGGUGUGGAAACAGUUUUUCUUGUCGGAGUACGCUCCAAAAACACCAGCGCAUUCACACAGGAGAGAAGCCAUUUCAGUGUUCAGAGUGUGAAAAGAGUUUUACUCAAAGCAGUGACCUUAAAGUACACCAGCGUGUUCACACAGGAGAGAAGCCAUAUCACUGCUUAGAGUGUGGAAAAAGUUUUACUCAACGGAGUACACUCCAACAACACCAGCGUAUUCACACAGGAGAGAAGCCGUAUUACUGCUCAGAGUGUGGAAAGAGUUUUACUCAAAGUGGUGACCUUAAAGUACACCAGCGUGUUCACACUGGAGAGAAGCCAUAUCACUGCUCAGAGUGUGGAAAGAGUUUUGCUCAACAUGUUAACCUAAAAAAACACCAACGUAUUCACACAGGAGAGAAACCGUAUCACUGCUCUGAGUGUGGAAAGAGUUUUGCUCAACAGGGUACCCUUCAAAACCACCAGCGUAUUCACACAGGAGAGAAACCAUAUCACUGCACAGAGUGUGGAAAGAGUUUUACUCAAAGUAGUGCCCUUAAAGUACAUCAGCGUAUUCACUGUAAGUUGUGAGAUUCUUUUUUACCAUGGGUCAACUAUGUAACUUUACUGCAGCUUGUAUUUAAAUGAAAGGUUUACAUUGCUGUCU
Molecule: messenger RNA, 1195 nt
Organism: Trichomycterus rosablanca
Lineage: Eukaryota; Metazoa; Chordata; Actinopteri; Siluriformes; Trichomycteridae
Product: zinc finger protein ZFP2-like
Exons: 3
Coding region: 1-1119 (372 amino acids)
Biological process (GO): regulation of transcription by RNA polymerase II
Molecular function (GO): RNA polymerase II cis-regulatory region sequence-specific DNA binding; DNA-binding transcription factor activity, RNA polymerase II-specific
Source: RefSeq, a predicted model, not a curated record